CUCUCUAUAUAUAUAUUAGCAGGUGUUGCCAUAACAUGAUCAGAAAUGACUCAUUCUGAUCUUAUCCACCAUUUUUAAAUCUUUAUUGGAGUGGACAACUGGGUAUUUUACUCUCUCAAUUUGAUGUGAGCUUUAAAGUUAAAGAUGGUUGUAUGAGACUUGUAUCUCAUUAUCUCUCACAGAAAUCUCGGUGGGUGUUGCUCUGGGCAUUUCUUCCUCGCGAUAGUUCUGAAGAUUUCAAGCAUUUUGCAUUGUCGACCUGCCAUUCACCGGAGAAGGCCAAAAUGAGCAAGAGUUUGAUGAGGGCAGAAAGAAGAAAAUCACAUCCUUUGUGGUGGGAUAGUCAUAUUUCCCCAAAAAGUUCAAAAUGGAUGGCUGAUAAUACGGAGGAGAUGGAUCGCAGCGUCCAACGGAUGUUGAAGCUGAUCGAAGGCGAAGGAGACUCGUUCGCUAAGAAGGCUGACAUGUAUUACCAGAAGAGACCUGAGCUCGUCUUCCUUGUCGAGGAUUUCCAUCGGAUGUACAGAUCUCUCGCCGAACGUUACAAUCACUUGACAGGAGAAUUGCGCAAAACCAUUCCCUCUGAUUUAAAUUCGCAGAGCUCUGGCAUUUCUGAAGCGGUCUCUGAACAAAUCACUCCCAUUUCAACAUCUGAUCGGAGAUCUAUCCAACGGAGGACUACCCACCGGGCUGCUGGUUUUGAUUUCUUUCUGGGUUCCGCCGGAGGCAGCUGCAAUGACCUCACUCUGAAGGAUGUUGAGCAUUCAUCGUUGUCUUCGUUAGAUUCCGACUUGGAUUCUGAUGAUGCCUCGUCUACCAACAAUUACUCUGGUCCACCCGUCAAUGGCAACGGCGAAAGAUUGCAUCGGCGGGUUAUUGAAUUGGAGAUCGAGCUACGCGACGCUAAAGAAAGACUCCAUGAAGGAGAAGGAAACAGAGAUGGUGGUAAUGCGAAGACCACCGAUAAUAAUGAGAAUUAUGAGAAAUUGCUACAUAAGUUUGUAGGGUACCAGGAACAGCUGAGAAUCACAAACGAGAAGCUGAAGCUCGCAGAGGAAGAGAUUACCAGGUUGAAGCGUGAGCUUGGGGAUGGUGAAUCAAUGAAGAUUGCCCGUAAUUCUCAGGCUCAGCUUGAAUUAGUGCAGAAGGAUAUCAAAGUGGUGGAGACCGGCAAUAAAUCAGGGGAAGGGCGGUCGUUCGAUAUGCAGGUACAGAUUCCUGGAUUGGAGACUAGUGUCCCGGCCCUAGAUUCUGGGUCCUCGAUUGAAAUACUGAAAACUGCAAACAGAAGGCUUCAGGAUAAGGAGGACGAAAUUGCAAGGUUAAAGUUUGAAUUUGAGAAUGAUAAACGAUCUUUGGAAGAGGGUACAAGCGAUACAGGGUUGGAGGUAGAGGUAUUGAGAGAAGAAAUAUCCAAAAUUAGCCAGAAUUCCUCUGCGGAGAAGGAGCGGUUGGAGGUUGAAAUAUCAAAGGUGACAGAGGAGCGUGCCCCGCUAGAGGCGAAGCUCAGAGACUGCGAAUCGAAGGGUCGAUCUCUGGAGGAAGAGAUGGAAAGAUUGAAGGCGGGCAUUACACAGAGAGGAGAUGAUGUGGAAGCAUUGAACAAAGACCUUGACGUAUUAAAAUUAAAAUACGAAAUGCUGGUUGCAGAGAGAGACGGGUUGAAGGCGACGGUGGAGACAAUGAUGGCGGAGGUUAGUUGCAGAGACGAUCGGAUGGAACAAAUGGAAGAACAUCUGAAGAGAUUGCACAUGGAGCAGAUGGAGAUGUUGGCAGGGGCAGAGAGGGGGAGGAAAGUUGUGGAGGAACUGGGAGGAAAGGUGAGGGAACUGGAGGAGGAGGUGGAGAGGCAGAGAGUGACCAUAUCAAACGGUGCUGAGGAGAAACGAGAGGCAAUUCGUCAGCUUUGUUUCUCGCUGGAUCAUUACCGGAAUGGGUAUAAGCAGCUUCGCCAGGUUUAUAUUGGAAACCACAAACGCCACUCGGUCUUAGCUUCCUAAACUUUUCAAUCUCUCUCUCUCUCUCUCUCU
This is a messenger RNA of Telopea speciosissima, 2030 nucleotides long. Its product is annotated as protein NETWORKED 4A-like. Lineage: Eukaryota; Viridiplantae; Streptophyta; Magnoliopsida; Proteales; Proteaceae. The transcript has 3 exons. Gene Ontology annotation, cellular component: vacuolar membrane. Gene Ontology annotation, molecular function: actin binding. The coding region runs from base 153 to 2000 and encodes 615 amino acids. The record is from RefSeq and is a predicted model, not a curated record.